AUGUACGAGAUUUACUACCUAAAUGAACAGGAAGAAUUCGAAAAGUCGAAAGAAAAUGACGAAAUUCACAGUUCCCUGAUUUUAAAAAACCGUUGUGUUAAUGUGGAGAAAAAAAAAAAACUGGUUGGGGAAAAUACUUACGAAGGGGGAUACACCAUCUGGGAAUGCACGUGGGAGAUGCUGAAAUUUCUACACAGAGAGGGGAUCGACUUUAAGAGUAAGAAUGUCCUAGAGCUAGGCUGUGGACACGGCCUGGUCGGCAUAAAGGUCCUCCUGGACCAAGGAAACGUCGUCUUCCAGGAACUGAACAAAGAAGUCAUAAACGACGUGCUGCUACCAAACAUAAGAAAAAAUUUAAACAUAAAAAUGAAGAGAAAAAAACUCAAGGGGAAAAAAAACUACAUGAAAAUACAUAGCCAAAUUUUCAAAUGCAGCAUUAUUAAUAAACCCUGGAAGAAGCUCAAUAAAAAAAUUAGGAAGAAAAAAUUGAACCCAUUUCAUUUUAUCAUAGGAAAUGAAAUAUUAUAUAGAAAGGAGAAUUAUUAUCACAUUUUAAAAACCCUGAAGCAGAACAUGGCGUAUAAUGGAAAGGCGUACUUGGGCACUAAGUCAUAUUACUUCGGCUUUGAAGACGAGGGGGCUGGCACGAAUAGCUUCCUUGACUAUGUGAAUAACAAUGAGCAUUUCAACUUUUGCGCUCGAGUUGUUCAGACCAAUUCAGACAGGUCCGUUUAUUCCAAGGACAUCAUAGAGGUGACCUUCUCCGACGUGGCCCAAUUGUCGCGCGAGAUGGAAGAAAUAGAUCUGCAGGGCAUCUGA
Molecule: messenger RNA, 819 nt
Organism: Plasmodium inui San Antonio 1
Lineage: Eukaryota; Apicomplexa; Aconoidasida; Haemosporida; Plasmodiidae
Exons: 2
Coding region: 1-819 (272 amino acids)
Source: RefSeq, a predicted model, not a curated record